Messenger RNA from Ctenopharyngodon idella (grass carp), 4245 nucleotides. It is a transcript of the gene nrd1a, whose product is annotated as nardilysin a (N-arginine dibasic convertase). The transcript has 31 exons. Bases 279 to 3560 code for a protein of 1093 amino acids. The record is from RefSeq and is a predicted model, not a curated record. Lineage: Eukaryota; Metazoa; Chordata; Actinopteri; Cypriniformes; Xenocyprididae. Gene Ontology annotation, molecular function: metalloendopeptidase activity; metal ion binding. Gene Ontology annotation, biological process: proteolysis.
UUCACCCUGGCAAUAACUUUGUCCAAUCACAGACUUGCGUUUUACUACGUCAAUGGUUUUUGACGAAUCAGAACUCUUCUUGUUGCAUAGACACAACCUACCGGUGACAGGCUGAGUGCUGUAAGUUCGGCUGACCCAUCAUCAGGAUAGCAGACUGAAGAAACAAAGUCAGUAUCGCUCUGUUCAAGGCUGCGCGUGCGUUUCCCCUGUUUUGUAGCAGGAUCAUAAACCGCCCCGUUCACCUCAACUCCAGUGCUAAAGUAGCAUCAUUUCUCAAGAUGCCCCAGACAAACAAGUUCAAAUGUGCUGCAGCCAGCAGCCCUGCUCAGUCUGCUGGUCCAGACCGGGGAGAACCACUCAGAGACCCCAACGCACCUCCAGGGGACAGUGGUGGAGGGGACAACCAAGGGGACCCUCAAAUUAUUAAAUCCCCAAGUGACCCCAAACAAUACAGAUACAUUGAGCUGAGUAACGGACUGAGGGCUCUUCUGAUCUCUGAUCUGAGUGGUUUAGAUGGGAAAGCUGAAGAUGAGGAUGAUGAAGAUUCAGAAGAGGAAGAGGCAGAGGGAGAGGAAGAGGAGGGAGACUCAGGGGAAGGAACGGACGAGGAAUCUGAAGAGGAAGGGGACAGUCAGGAUAGUGACUUUGAGGAGCUGGAUGAGGAAAAUGACAGGAAGAAGAAAAAAGGAUCUGAAAAACAGUCUGCAGCGGCUCUUUGUAUUGGCGUAGGGAGUUUCAGUGACCCUAAUGACCUACCCGGCCUUGCACACUUCCUUGAACACAUGGUGUUCAUGGGCAGUGAAAAGUACCCUUCUGAAAAUGGCUUUGAUGCAUUCCUGAAAAAGCAUGGUGGCAGUGAUAAUGCUUCCACUGAUUGUGAGAGAACCGUUUUCCAAUUUGAUGUGCAGAGGAAACGCUUCAAAGAAGCCCUUGACAGAUGGGCUCAGUUUUUCAUCUGCCCUCUUAUGAUUGAAGACGCCAUUGAUCGUGAGGUCGAGGCUGUGGACAGUGAAUAUCAGCUUGCUAAGCCUUCGGACUCUCACCGUAAGGAAAUGCUUUUUGGCAGCCUAGCAAAGCCCAACCAUCCCAUGAGCAAGUUCUGCUGGGGAAAUGCGCAGACCCUGAAGACUGAACCUAAGGAAAAGAAUAUCAACGUUUACAAGCGACUCCGUGAGUUCUGGAAGAGGUACUACUCUGCCCACUAUAUGACCUUAGCUGUGCAGUCUAAAGAGAAUCUCGACACCCUUGAGGAAUGGGUCAGAGAAAUCUUCAGUCAGGUGCCCAACAAUGGGCAGGCAAAGCCUGAUUUUUCAGACCAACUGAGCCCCUUUGAAACACCUUCCUUCAACAAACUUUACCGAGUGGUGCCUGUUAGAAAAGUGCAUGCCCUCACCAUCACAUGGGCUCUACCCCCUCAAGAGAAGCAUUACAGGGUAAAGCCUUUGCAUUACAUCGCUUGGUUGAUUGGCCACGAGGGAACUGGAAGUAUUCUGUCCAUGCUUAGGAGGAAGUGCUGGGCUCUAGCUUUGUUUGGCGGAAACAGUGAAACUGGUUUUGACCAGAACACCACCUACUCAAUUUUUAGUAUCUCCAUCACUCUGACUGACGAGGGCUUCCAGAACUUCUAUGAGGUUGCUCAUCUGGUCUUCCAGUACUUGAAAAUGCUUCAGACUCUUGGGCCCCAACAAAGAAUAUAUGAAGAAAUUCAAAAGAUCGAGGCCAAUGAGUUCCACUAUCAGGAGCAGACUGAUCCUAUUGAGUAUGUGGAGGACAUCUGUGAAAACAUGCAGCUCUUCCCGAAAGAGGACUUUUUAACAGGAGACCAGCUAAUGUUUGAGUUCAAACCAGAGGUGAUCUCUGCUGCACUGAACCUCCUCACACCAGAGAAGGCCAACUUGCUCCUUUUGUCCCCCGAGCAUGAAGGCCAGUGUCCACUCAGGGAAAAGUGGUUUGGGACCCAAUACAGUGUGGAGGACAUACAGCAGCACUGGAGAGAGCUCUGGGCGGGGGAUUUCGAUUUAAACCCAAGCCUUCACCUACCUGUUGAGAAUAAGUUCAUCGCCACUGAUUUCGCCCUCAAAACCUCUGACUGUCCGGACACAGAGUACCCUGUCAGAAUAAUGAACAAUGAGAGAGGGUGUCUGUGGUACAAGAAGGACAACAAGUUCAAGAUUCCCAAAGCAUACGUGCGUUUCCACCUCAUAUCACCUGUGGUUCAGAAAUCUCCGAAAAACCUGGUGCUUUUUGACCUGUUUGUGAAUAUCCUGGUGCAUAACCUGGCGGAGCCGGCCUACGAGGCUGAUGUGGCCCAGUUAGAAUAUAAAUUGGUAGCAGGGGAGCAUGGCCUGGUCAUCAAGGUUAAGGGCUUCAACCACAAACUACCUUUGCUGUUCAACCUGAUCGUGGAUUAUCUUGCUGAUUUCUCCGCCGCUUCUGACGUAUUCAGCAUGUUUGCAGAGCAGCUGAAGAAAACCUACUUUAACAUCCUCAUCAAGCCUGAGAAGCUUGGAAAAGACGUGAGGCUUCUGAUUCUAGAGCACUCUCGUUGGUCAACCAUUCAGAAGUACCAGGCUGUUCUGGAUGGGCUCGGUGUGGAUGAGCUCAUGGAGUUUGUGAGCAGCUUCAAGUCUGAGCUGUAUGCUGAAGGACUAGUGCAAGGAAACUUUACUAGCAGUGAAUCCAUGGGGUUUCUGCAGUAUGUUACAGACAAAUUGCAAUUCAAGAAGUUGCCAGUAGAGGUCCCUGUUCUCUUCAGAGUGGUAGAGCUCCCUCAGAAACAUCAUCUCUGCAAAGUCAAGUCUCUCAACAAGGGAGAUGCAAACUCUGAGGUCACUGUGUAUUACCAGUCUGGUCCUAAGAACCUACGUGAACACACUCUGAUGGAGCUACUAGUGAUGCACAUGGAGGAGCCGUGUUUUGACUUCCUCCGAACCAAAGAGACAUUAGGAUAUCACGUCUACCCAACUUGUAGAAACACAUCAGGUGUCCUUGGAUUCUCAGUCACAGUGGAGACUCAGGCCACAAAGUUCAACACUGAGCUGGUGGAGACAAAGAUUGAGGAGUUUCUGGUGAGCUUUGGAGAGAAGAUGAACAGCUUGAGUGAUGAGGCUUUUAAGACACAGGUGACUGCUCUCGUCAAGCUGAAGGGUUGCGAAGACACCCAUCUUGGCGAGGAGGUGGACAGGAACUGGACAGAGGUGGUCACACAGCAAUACGUCUUCGACAGACUCAGCCGAGAGAUUGAUGCACUGAAACUCAUGACCAAGGCUGAACUGGUGAACUGGUUCAUGGAACACAGGGGUGAAGGCAACAGGAAGCUCAGUGUGCAUGUUGUUGGUUAUGGAGUAGAAGAAAACGACCCUCCCAGUGAGGAACAUCCGGCCACUGGAGAGGAGGAGGAGGAGGAGGAGGAGGGCAGUAAGAUGUCAUUGUAUGGGGAGGUUUCCAAACUCACCUUCCUUCCUGCUUCCACUUUACUGGCCUCAGCCACUACCAUCACAGACAUCCAGGCCUUUACUUCCACCCUCAAUCUCUUCCCUUACCACAAGAUUCUCAAAUAAACAAUAGCAUGGACUCACUCUGCCAGUUGGCAAGCAGGCACGCCCCCCCCCACCUCUAUCUUCCAUCCUCUCCUCCUGUCUACUCUGUCAUACUUGAGCAAGGAUGAGCGUGGAAUGGAGGUCUCCCCAUGCUCUCAUUCGAGCUUCAGCCGCGUGUACAUUCAUAUAAUGAGCCCUGCUGUUGAAAUGACGUUGCUGUGAAUGUUGUGUGUUUGUGUGUGCGGGCAUGGAUGGGGCUCAGUUUGGGGGUCCUGCUGCAGACGCAGAUCUCAAGGUCUCAUUAUAUCCCUCCCUGGCUGUAGUGGACCUUUAGAACAUAAUCAUGACUUAAAUUACUCAGAAUUGUGUGUAUUUUAUCAAUAGGUCUGCAGUGUUAAGUUUGUACUAAUAAAUUUAUAAUGUAAUGACACUGUGCUGAAAAGUAUGAAAUAUAUUUGAAUGAGAUGCAGUAAGAGAGAUUGCUGGACUGCUUUUUAUGUAGCCAGUUGAUACUAAGGAUGUGUAAUGAUGCUUCAGAGGUGGGCAUUUGAGCAUGCAAGACCAGAAUGAUGAUGCUUCUCUUCUCUUACUGCUAUAGCAUCAUUCUGCAUUUGGCACAACUUCGAUCUGCAAACUGAGGGAUGGCUAAUAUAACUGCUUGAAUUUAGAGUGUGCAAAUAUAUUUAUUAAAAGCACCGUAAAACUA